CUCCGUAUAGCUCUGGAUAUACUAAUGGUUUGUAUGCUGGUCUUACUGGAUACAAUGCAAUGAUGCGAUAAAAUCGACAAGAUAAUUUCCUAAACUGUUUUAUUAUGAUAAAGAUAAUAUGAAAUUGGAGAAAAAAGAUGAGUAUUUUUGUUUAUUCUGGUGAUGGAACCCAGCGAGUCGACGAGCUGUAUGAUUCGUUAAAAGAUGGGUUGAAGCAGUUAAAAAUGAACCAUGAUGUCAAGCUCAUCAAUGCUGCCGAUAUUCAAAGUUGCUUACGGCAACCAUCAGCAAAGUUAUUUGUUCUUCCUGGUGGGCGGGACAUGCCAUACGUUCGAGACAUUUCAGAAGAUGCUAUUGACUGCAUUAACGAGUUCAUCUUAGGCGGAGGCUCCUUUUUAGGGUUAUGUGCAGGCGCGUAUUUCUCCUGCAGUUAUGUAUCCUUUGAGGAAGGAAAACCACUUGAAGUGAAGGGACAUCGGGAACUUAAACUUUUUAAAGGUACAGGAAAGGGGUCUGUAUAUCCCGGAUUUAUGUACAAUUCCACAAAAGGAUCUCGAAUAGCAACUUUGCAAUGCGAAGGAAAACUAAAAGAAUCGCUUGGUAUGACGUCAUAUGCUUAUUUUAACGGUGGCUGCGAGUUUAUACCUGAUAAUGAAGAAACAAAUUACGUUACCUUGGCUACCUAUCACGACACUGCAAGCAAAAAAGCUAUUGUCGAAGUUCCGGGAGGUAAAGGCAAAGUAAUAUUAUCUGGUGUGCACCCAGAGAUGGAUGUUGAGUAUUUGAAAGCAACAGAGUAUACUUCUGGACAAUGGGAGGACAUGAACAAAUAUAACGCAGAGCAGAGAAAACUGUUUGUAUGGUGUUUGAAAUAUUUAUUGGAAUAGGUGAAAUAAAUAAGACUUUUCCUGUAGCAUAAAUAUCAAGCAAAACAUAAACUAACUCGGAA
This is a messenger RNA of Hydractinia symbiolongicarpus, 949 nucleotides long. RefSeq lists its product as uncharacterized. Lineage: Eukaryota; Metazoa; Cnidaria; Hydrozoa; Anthoathecata; Hydractiniidae. The transcript is spliced from 2 exons. Bases 138 to 887 code for a protein of 249 amino acids. The record is from RefSeq and is a predicted model, not a curated record. Gene Ontology annotation, cellular component: cytosol; glutaminase complex. Gene Ontology annotation, molecular function: glutaminase activity. Gene Ontology annotation, biological process: pyridoxine metabolic process; pyridoxal 5'-phosphate biosynthetic process.